Messenger RNA from Lactuca sativa (garden lettuce), 1377 nucleotides. RefSeq names its product LOB domain-containing protein 10. Lineage: Eukaryota; Viridiplantae; Streptophyta; Magnoliopsida; Asterales; Asteraceae. The record is from RefSeq and is a predicted model, not a curated record.
GUAGGUCAUGUCACUCUCUUCCUCUCUCACCAUGCUGCAACAAACCCCCGAAACUUAAUCCGACGGUCAAUACUCUCCCUCACCGGAGGAGAUACACAUUACACCACACGCGCCCUCUUUCUCUCCCUCCCUCUCUCUCCUCUCCAUCAUCAUUCAUAAUUUCAUAAUAUAUAUAUAUAUAUCCAUACACACAGACAAAUGACGCCGUUUACGUCCAGGGUUUUAUGAAGUUAGGAUCAAGCGGUUGUAGACUUGUUGUGAUACAACUUUAAUUAGCUUCUAAAUCUCUCUUUGAAGGUUUUCGUUUGGAGAAGGAAGAACAAGCGUGUGAUCCAAACAGGUUUCGAAGAAAAAAAAAUUAACAAUAGAGUUGUGAAACUAUGUAUGCAGUUGUGAAGGUAAAGGAGAAAAUGUCUUCGAAUUCACCAUGUGCAGCUUGCAAGUUUUUGCGUCGUAAAUGCACACAAGAAUGCGUUUUCGCACCCUAUUUUCCACCGGAUCAGCCUCAGAAAUUCGCCAACGUACACAAAGUCUUCGGAGCAAGCAACGUCGCAAAAAUCCUCAACGAGCUCAGCGCCACCCAACGAGAAGACGCCGUUAACUCCUUGGCCUAUGAAGCCGACGCCCGCCUGCGUGAUCCGGUUUACGGCUGUGUCGGAUUAAUCUCGAUUCUUCAACACCGGCUACGACAAGUCCAGAUCGAUUUGGAAAACGCUAAACGGGAAUUAGCUAAUUACAUCGGACCUUCGGCUAUGCUUCCGAUUUUGAAUCAAGGGUUUAUUCAACAGUCGGCUUUACCUUACAACAUGCAGCCAGAGCCGGUUUUGGGGUUGACCGGACCGAGGAGUUUCCGGGAAGUUCAGCAGAUUCUUCAGGAUCAUCAGCAACAGAUUGGGGUAACUAACGGUGAGAGAGGACAUCCGGAGGUGAUAAGAAACUACGAUCAGCAGCGGUCGUCGGGUGAUCAUUUGGGAUUUUCCGGUGGGUUUGAUGCGGUUUCAGCAGCGUCUGGGCAGGUGAGCGGCGGCGAGUUCAGCCACAUGACCACCGCCGCAGCCAUGACGCCGUCUUUAUCACUUGGUGGCUCUUAUGAUAAUAAUAUAUAUCAGAUUCAACACCAGCCACAGCACAACCUUCACCGGCAACUGUUGCUCCACCGACAACCGCUGCCACCGCAAGGAGCCGAGUAACCGGCCGGGAAGGGAGAUGCUUUGGACGUUGUUGAUUUUUGUCGUACUGCCUUUCUCCACACAAUUUUCUGUUCUUAUUUAAUUUUAAAAUUGAUUUAGUUUAAUUAGUUAAAUUGCCUUUUUUACUCUUUAGCGUAUUUUAUUUUACUACAUUGUUUAAUUUAAUGUCUAUUACCCUGUUAGUUAA